Heterobilharzia americana is the source of this 372-nucleotide messenger RNA. The record is from the annotation of a GenBank genome assembly. Lineage: Eukaryota; Metazoa; Platyhelminthes; Trematoda; Strigeidida; Schistosomatidae.
AUGUGGGCUGGGCAAAAUAUUGGUUAUAAUCCCAAUGAACCAACUGAAGAUCUCAAGGCAUUUGAGCGUCGUCUACGAGAGAUUAUCAAUGGUUUAGGUCCUAAAGCAUUGAAGUGGCGUAUUGUUUUGUUUGUUGGUGUUGUAAUGUUUUUAUGCUCUUCGUAUUGGUGGCUUUCUGAUCCUGUCACUUAUCAAGUCGGUUUUCUUGGUUCUCUAAAAUUGCAUCCGGAAUUUGUAUUCAGUCUUGUGUUCCUCAUGAUUAUUUUCUUUAUGGGAGCGCAUAAAAAGGUUGUUUUGCCAAGUAUCAUUGCACAUCGCAGCCGAAUCGUCUUAGCUGAAUAUAACAUGGCGUGUGAUAAUUCCGGAAGCUGA